This is a messenger RNA of Trichomonas vaginalis G3, 225 nucleotides long. Its product is annotated as phage tail repeat-like family. The record is from RefSeq and is a predicted model, not a curated record. NCBI's taxonomy places the organism in Eukaryota, Parabasalia, Trichomonadida, Trichomonadidae. Bases 1 to 225 code for a protein of 74 amino acids. The transcript has a single exon.
AUGGCAUAUGAUAUUUAUGAAGAUGUUGACGACACAACUGUUCCUGCAGGUGAGGUAAAGUCAGAGAAACCGAAAAGUGACGAAAAACCGAUAGAAGAAGAAAAACCAAAAACUGAAGAUAAACCAAAACCAAAGUUUAGUUUGGAAACUAAACCAAGUCAACCUUCAUUAGCUGGUAUGGGUUGGCGUCAAAGACUUAUGGCAGCAGGCGGUUAUGUAAAGUAA